GGCAGCCAGGCGGGGGCCGGCCAUUGGAGCCCGGAGCGCCACCGGUAGGAGGCGCGCACCCAAGGGCGCCGAGGUCCCCCCACGUCCCGGCUGCGACUGCCACCUGCCCCGGGACCAUGAUAGUCCUGGUCAGGUUCAACUCCAACCAUGGCUUCCCUGUGGAGGUGGACGGGGACACCAGCGUGGCCCAGCUCAAGGAGGCGGUGGCCAGGCGGCAGGGCGUCCCCGCUGAGCAGCUGCGGGUCAUCUUCGCGGGCACGGAGCUCCAGAACGAGUGGACAGUGCAGAGCUGUGACCUGGACCAGCAGAGCAUUGUGCACGUGGUGCUGCGGACCCAGCGGCCGGGAGAAGUGGGGACCCCUACGCCCCGAGGGCCCUGCCUGUCUUGGGCUAUGGGGGGCCGGGCCAGGGAGCCCCAGAGCCUGACCCGCGUGGACCUGAGCGACUCCGUGCUACCAGCCAACUCAGGGGGGCUGGCCGUCAUCCUGGAGGAGGCCCGAGGCCCGGAGACCCCCGUGGCAGGACGACCAGGGGGAGCCCACAGCAGCUUCUUUGUCUACUGCAAAGGGCCUUGCCGGUGUGUGCAGCCCGGGAAGCUCAGGGUGCAAUGCGGCACCUGCCAGCAGGCCACACUCACCUUGGCCCAGGGUCCUUCCUGCUGGGAAGACGUCCUGGUGCCAGACCGACUGCGGGGCCAGUGCCAGUCCCCAGGCUGCCCGGGGACGUGCGCGGAAUUCUUCUUUAAGUGUGGUGCUCACCCGACCUCUGACAAGGAGACGUCGGUCGCCCUGAACCUGAUCACGACCAACAGCCGAGACGUCAGCUGCAUCACCUGCACGGACGUCAGGAGCCCCGUGCUGGUCUUUCAGUGCCGCUCCCGACAUGUCAUCUGCCUGGACUGCUUCCACCUGUACUGCGUGACCAGGCUGAACGACCGGCAGUUCGUACACGACCCCAAGCUGGGCUACUCCCUGCCGUGUGUGGCCGGCUGCCAGGACUCCCUCAUCACAGAGCUGCACCACUUCCGCGUCCUGGGUGACGAGCAGUACGCCCGCUACCAGCAGUACGGCGCGGAGGAGUGUGUCCUGCGCAUGGGCGGCGUGCUGUGCCCGAGGCCGGGCUGCGGGGCCGGGCUGCUCCCCGAGCCGGGCAGCAGGAAGGUCACCUGCGAGGCGGGCAGCGGCCUGGGCUGCGGGCUGGUGUUCUGCCGGGAGUGCCUGGAGGCCUUCCAUGACGGCGGCUGCCAAGGCCCGGGGGGCGUCCCUGGGACCCCCGCCCAGGCCUACCCCGUGGACAAGAUGGCCGCAGAGCGGGCUCGCUGGGAAGAGGCCUCCAAGGACACCAUCAGGACCACCACCAGGCCCUGCCCUCGCUGCCGGGUGCCCGUGGAGAAGAAUGGCGGGUGUAUGCACAUGAAGUGCCCACAGCCCCAGUGCCGGCUCGAGUGGUGCUGGACCUGCGGCCGUGAGUGGACCCGAGACUGCAUGGCCGACCACUGGUUCGACGUGUAGGGGUGGCCCCGUCUGUCUGUCUGUCGGUCUCCUUUUCCCAGCACACAUGGGACACCCACCCAUGCACACUCACACGCAGACACUCAGUACCAGCACCCAAAGGAUGAUGAGAACAGCCGUGCGCACCACAGGUCUGGGCAGACACAGCCCUUGCCUUUCAGCCGGACGGCCAUCCUGGACAGAGCUCCUGUCACCAGCACAGGGACUCUACUCUGGCUCUGAGUCCCUGCACUGUCCCCCAGUGGUCCUGGGGUCUGCCCCUCCCUGUGAGACCCCUUGGGACGGGCAGUGGUCCUGGGGUCUGUCCCCUCCCUGUGAGACCCCCUCGUGGGCUCUGGUGUCCAAGGGUGGCAGCACUGCCUAGCUGUCCAGGGUCCUGACAUGGAGCCAGAGCCUGUGUCCACCCCGAGGACACCAUGUCCAUGUUUGGCCUUGAUGGAGCCCGGCCGCCCGUGACCAGGACCCAGGACCAGAGUCAGCGUCUCAGGCUCAGCUGACCCUGGAGGGCCUUACCUAGAACUAUCGGUGACACCUCCCUGGCCAUCAGGACACAUCCGCCCUCGUCCCCCGACUCUGUGGCCCGCGGCCCCCCAGCCGGAUGGCGCUGCAUCCCCUCAGGAAGCCCAGGCCUGAGCUCUGCCCGCUAACAUGGCUGAUGUCAGUGUUA
Erinaceus europaeus (western European hedgehog) is the source of this 2178-nucleotide messenger RNA. RefSeq names its product parkin RBR E3 ubiquitin protein ligase (gene PRKN). The record is from RefSeq and is a predicted model, not a curated record. The transcript has 12 exons. Gene Ontology annotation, cellular component: mitochondrion; ubiquitin ligase complex; Golgi apparatus. The coding region runs from base 117 to 1511 and encodes 464 amino acids. Lineage: Eukaryota; Metazoa; Chordata; Mammalia; Eulipotyphla; Erinaceidae. Gene Ontology annotation, molecular function: ubiquitin conjugating enzyme binding; polyubiquitin modification-dependent protein binding; ubiquitin protein ligase activity. Gene Ontology annotation, biological process: regulation of apoptotic process; protein polyubiquitination; regulation of mitochondrion organization.